CGAUUCCCAGUCAGAAACCCGCGAUUUCAAUGCAGGCAGGACCGUCUCAGCAGAGAAAGUUAAGAGUUGAUCCAUUUUUUCCCGUCAGUUUCAUGGUGUAAACAGUUGGCAUCAUGCCGAAGGUUCAGGUAGCUCUUCUAAAUCGGAAGUCUGUUUUCCAAUCGGGCUCCGACAGAGCGGUUUUGAGCUGAGGCGGAAACCAAGUUAAAAACGGAGAGUUUUUAAACGGAGUCUGGUUUGUUUUCUCGCAUGGAGGUGGACAUCCUGCAGUUCAGGGUCCCUGUGGAAAAUAACAAGACCCUAUUCGUUUGGGACAUCCCGCCGGUUGUGACCCAGGAUCAGGUUUAUGAGCAGCUGUCUCAAGCAUUCUCCUCCUUUGGACCUAUUUACCUGUUGAAGGUGUGUCCUAAUGCUCCUCUCCACCCACCUGGUUUCUACGCCAUCAUCAAGUUCUACUCUGCUGCUCACGCCGCCAAAGCCCAGAACCUCACAGAUGGAUGUCCACUGCUCCACCAGCCUGCUCUCAAGUGUUUGUCUCUGCAGGUGAAGCUGAGCUCCAAACAGACUCCUCACUUCCUGUCUGGCAGAAGCACACCUCUGAACCAUGCCCGCUGUGUGGAGCUGGCCAAUCGCUGCCUGGGUUUCAAUGGCUGGACCUCUGACAUCAUCACACUGAAGGAACUGACAAGUGAAGAAGAGGAGGAUGAGGAGGAGGAUGAGGGCGGGGUCCGGCGGCGGUUACGGUUCGGUUGCAUGAUGAAGCUCAGCUUUCCUCAGCAUGGAGUGACGACCAGAGGAGUCGCAGUGGUGGAGGAGAGCUUCACCUGUGCAGGUCCAGAAGUUCUCCUGCAGAGACGCUGUAAGCUGCAGAGGUCGGUCAGAGAGAAAGCUCUGGUUCAGGCCUUUUCCUCAGUGCUGCUCAUCCUUCUAGGUAAUGGUAAGGUGAUGGUGGAGCUGAAACAGACCUCAGAUCAGUUUGAAGCUGAAGAGACUGAAGACAUCCUGCAGGUCAACGAGUUCUCGCCCUCAGAAGCUUUGGCUGAUGAGGAGGAUGAGGAUGAAGACUGGGAUCUGACUGUGUCCUAGAGUGUCAGCAUCUGACUUAUUCAAAGAACUGAUCUGAAAUCAGCUAUCUGCUCCUAUACGCAACACUUAAUGAACCAAAGCUGUCUUUGGGUCAGACCCAGUUUAUCUCACUGGGGGGCGCUCGCUGUACUGUUUACUGAGGGUCCCUUAAGUCUGAAUAAAAAUGUUUUCUUAUGUUUCUAAAGAAUUAUUUUUUUUAAUAAUAAACACUUCUGGACGAA
Messenger RNA from Cyprinodon tularosa, 1307 nucleotides. It is a transcript of the gene rdm1, whose product is annotated as RAD52 motif containing 1. The transcript is spliced from 7 exons. Bases 250 to 1086 code for a protein of 278 amino acids. NCBI's taxonomy places the organism in Eukaryota, Metazoa, Chordata, Actinopteri, Cyprinodontiformes, Cyprinodontidae. The record is from RefSeq and is a predicted model, not a curated record. Gene Ontology annotation, molecular function: RNA binding. Gene Ontology annotation, cellular component: nucleolus.